Molecule: messenger RNA, 419 nt
Organism: Apus apus (common swift)
Lineage: Eukaryota; Metazoa; Chordata; Aves; Apodiformes; Apodidae
Gene: ANAPC11
Product: anaphase promoting complex subunit 11
Exons: 2
Coding region: 20-274 (84 amino acids)
Biological process (GO): protein ubiquitination; positive regulation of mitotic metaphase/anaphase transition; anaphase-promoting complex-dependent catabolic process
Cellular component (GO): nucleus; anaphase-promoting complex
Molecular function (GO): ubiquitin protein ligase activity; cullin family protein binding; zinc ion binding
Source: RefSeq, a predicted model, not a curated record
CGGGACUUCCGGCGCGGCCAUGCGGGUGCGGGUGCGGAGCUGGCACGGCGUGGCCGCCUGGCUCUGGGUGGCCAACGACGAGAACUGCGGGAUCUGCCGGAUGGCCUUCAACGGCUGCUGCCCCGACUGCAAAGUGCCCGGGGACGACUGCCCGCUGGUGUGGGGGCAGUGCUCGCACUGCUUCCACAUGCACUGCAUCCUCAAGUGGCUGAACUCGCAGCAGGUCCAGCAGCACUGCCCCAUGUGUCGCCAGGAGUGGAAGUUCAAGGAGUAACGGGGCCCGCCGGUUCAGCGGCGGGAAGCGGGACGCGGUUCCCCGGGGGCUGGGGCCGCUUCCCGCAUCCCGCUGCCGGCGGCCGCGCCCUCUGCCUGCCGGGCACCGGUGGCUCCGCGAUGGCAAUAAACGUGUCGGGGUUGGC